AUGUUACAGAGCUUGGAGGCUCUCUGGUUCUUCUCCAAUCUCUUCUCCCCCCUCCCUCUCACCUCCUCUCCCACCCCGCAGGAAGAACCGCCGGCGGUGGGAGUGCUUCCGGCGGCGGAGAACCAGACUCCGUCGCCGUUGGCGACGUGGAAGAGCGGGCUGAAGAAGCACCGCUGGGAGGAGGAGGGAGGAGAGGGCUCCAGUGGGCUUACUACGCCGGCGGCGGAGAACCAGACUCUGGCGCCAUUGGCGACGCGGAAGAGCUGGCUGAAGAAGCACCGUAGGGAGGAAGAAAGAGAGGGCUCCGGUGGGAUUACCGUCUCGGGUUACGCCCUCCGCGGGUCGCCGGGCUCCAUUGUCUCCAGCCUCCAUCGGACGGUGAGACUGUACGGGUUGACGGCGGUGACUGGUCAGCCGCCCGUCGGAGAGGACUACGCCGUCCGGGAGCACCUCAAGGUUUGGGCACACGCCGUCGCCUGUGCCGUCAGAUGA
Molecule: messenger RNA, 492 nt
Organism: Spirodela intermedia
Lineage: Eukaryota; Viridiplantae; Streptophyta; Magnoliopsida; Alismatales; Araceae
Source: the annotation of a GenBank genome assembly